Molecule: messenger RNA, 3018 nt
Organism: Pocillopora damicornis (cauliflower coral)
Lineage: Eukaryota; Metazoa; Cnidaria; Anthozoa; Scleractinia; Pocilloporidae
Product: tubulin-specific chaperone E
Molecular function (GO): protein binding
Source: RefSeq, a predicted model, not a curated record
UUUGGUGUAAACAAUAUGGCAGAUGAAGUUGUAGGUAAAAGAGUGAUCUGCGAGGGAUUUCGCGGAGUAAUAAAAUAUGUCGGGGAAGUUCCUCCUACCUCAGGUGAGUGGUAUGGUAUUGAAUGGGAUGAUCCGGAUAGAGGCAAACAUGAUGGAACACAUGAAGGGGUGAAAUAUUUUGAAUGCAGGCAUCCAAAGAGUGGCUCCUUUGUCAGACCAAAGAAAGUAGACUUUGGUAUCAGCAUCAUAGAUGCUCUAAAGGAACAGUAUGGGCUGGGUGGGAAUGGAAUCAACCCAGAGGACAUGUAUGUCAUAAGCGGUAAGAACAAGAAAAAGCCUGUAGAGAUGGUUGGCGCAGAUUCUAUUCAGGAAAAACAAAGCAACUACAAGGAACUAACAGUGGUUAGUCUACGAGGAAUGGAAGUUAGUGGACCAGAUAAAGAGAGUGAAUUUUACACAAUAGCACCACUUGUAUCCGAGUUUGACCUGUCUGGUACUCUUAUAUCAUCAUGGAGUGAUGUUGCUUUAAUAACAAAAAAUUUACACCAACUACAGACAAUUCAUCUUAAUGAAAAUUUUCUAAAAUUACCUCAAAACCCUGAACAGCUGAUGCCAUCAUUUAGCACAGUAUCAGUCAUGUUUCUCAACAGAAUGAGGCUUCAAUGGAAUGAGGUAGAAGUUAUUGUAAGCAUGAUGCCCUCACUUAAAGAGCUUCAUGCUUGUCACAACUGCUUGAACAAUCUGAGGGAAAAAGAUGGUCAACUUACUCAGCUGCAAGCACUCCAGAAUAUAGAACUUCUCAACCUAGAGGGAAACAGGCUAUCAGAUUGGAAAAUGAUUUUGAGACUAGGGCAUUUACCAAGACUGAAAUGUCUUAUUUUAAAUGACAAUGGCAUAAAGAGUGUUGAAUUGGGAAACAAGGUCCAAGACAGGACAGAUGGUGUUCCUCUAUUCUCAUCAUUGGAAUCUCUCUCCCUAAGCAACAACAUAAUUACUGAGCUACAAAGUAUCAACGAGUUGAAUCACCUUCCUUCAUUGAAUGGUUUACGCUUCAAAGGGAAUCCUCUCUUUCAAGAUGAAACCACGUUUGAAAGUCGUCAAGAACUGCUGGCACGUGUUCCUUCACUAACAUCCCUCAAUGGAAGCCCGGUGAAUUCUAAAGAAAGAGAAAUAGCAGAGCGAGCGUAUUUGAAGAAAUACGCUACUUCAUGGGUUAACGCCGGUGGAAUGCCUGGGAAAGGAGAGAAAAGUGUGCUAAAACCUGAAUUUAUCGAAGCUCACCCUAGAUAUGAAGAACUCGUUAAAGUUCACGGUGUUCCUUCUGAAGCUGAAAGAAACAAUUCCUCGUCAAAGACUCUGAAAGACUCUUUAAUUUCUGUGACAAUUACAUGCCCUGAUGCCCCUGAUAAAAAGUCUGUCACAAAGAAAUUACCUGGAACUAUGACAAUCGGAAAAGUCAAAGGAUUACUUUAUCGAUUGUUCAAGGUGGAUAGCUCUGAUCAGAAGUUGUCUUCGGUAGACAGCAAACUGGGUCGGGAGGUGGAUUUAGAUGAUGACCUCCGACAACUUACGUUUUAUUCUGUGCAAAGUGGAGACACUAUCUAUCUUCGGUGGUGAUUAUUACGCGAUGACAAGUUUCAGAUGAAAGCUACUGUUACGACCUCGACCAAAGUAUGCAUAGCUUUCUUACACGAACCAGUUAGGAUUGACUUUUCAGCGCUCCCCCUCCCUUAUCCACUCCCUCUUUUCCCUUCCAUCCUUGGAGGUUGUUAAAAUUGAGCAAGUCUGUUCGUUGUUACUCCGAACUGCUAAAAGAGAUGGCAAAUCUGUUAGUUAAUUCAAUAUUAAUAACUCACUAAAGUAAUGUUUAGUUAUUGUGGGAGUCAGUCAAGAAACGGUGCCGAAAUGACGCUGUCUUGAAAAGCUUGUGAGGUGAUUUAAUGAAAGCAACACAGCAGUUGGCUUUUAAGUAGUCUAUGCCCUGUCACAUCCAUGUCACCCUUAAAUUAGUCUUGUGUAUAAGGUCUAUCUGCCUCCUAGAAGGCACCUAAAUGUUUUCCUUUAAGAAUUUAAUUUACAUUGAAUGUGCUUCAAUUUCGUUAUCCAUUAAAUCUACUCUAACACCACUAUCAUCUCUCUUUUGAUAAUGAAAAAAUACUCGAUUAGUUCCUUCUGAAUAAACCUUUCUGUAUGUUCCGAGGAUCAGGGCGAUUCGGUGCCUUUUUCGCAAACAAAUUAUUUUUCCAUUUUUUUUCCAUCAUUGGCUUGAGUGCAUAACAACGCAAUUUUAGCCAGUGUCCUUGUCGGUUGGUUUGCGUUCUUCCCAGUCUGUAAAGACCACAGGAGACCCAUCAUUCUACUGGGUGAAAGAAACAUUGUUCGAAUCUCGUUGAAGUCCAGGUCAUGUUUUCUUUGAAGAUGAUAACACAGCAGAAGUGACAAAGUCUUGUUCAGAAGCAGAUUUUAGUGUGACUAGGUGAGCGCCAACCGAUUAACACUGUUCGUAAGCAGCUUGCCUCUUCACCUUUGAUGGAAAAACCUUGUAACAGGAACCAGAAAAGUGCAUCCAGCCAUCAGUUAGGCUACAAGGCUCAGCUAACGAAGAGUAAAACAAUUAAUUUUGGGGGGAUCAAGAAAAGGUCUCCAGAUUAAGGAAGAAAAUAUGGAGCGAAUCCCAUAGUUUUUUAAAGUGGCCACAAUUGUUUUUUAGAAAUUCAUGACCCUGUUACGUUUUGAGGGGGCUCAGAUACGGAGGGGUUAUUGAUGAGGUAUAAACACUUAAAGCAAACAGAGGGUGGUGUUUGUCAAGGUUUGCCACUGCUGCGGUAUUAACUGGACACUUUUCGUCACUUUUGUCUUAUCACAAGCAGUUGUAUGGUGGUAGUACCAAUACCGCUGAGCGCAAGUAUUGUAAAUGGUUCUGUGUUGUAUGGGAUAGCCUGAAGGUAAUUAAAAAAACGAUUAACUUGUGCUGUCAAGGUGACCUCCUAAUAAAUGUCAGCCGACAGUUAUGUUGAA